Molecule: messenger RNA, 1263 nt
Organism: Mollisia scopiformis
Lineage: Eukaryota; Fungi; Ascomycota; Leotiomycetes; Helotiales; Mollisiaceae
Product: Low affinity iron permease
Exons: 1
Biological process (GO): transmembrane transport
Source: RefSeq, a predicted model, not a curated record
AUCACCAAUGCCGCAGGCUCAUACAUAGUAUUCAUAACCACCAUCGUACUCCUCGUGCUAUGGGCCAUCCUCGGAGGUGUGUUUGGAGCAACGCAAACAUGGCAAAUCGUCAUGCAGGAUGCGAGUUCCAUACAAUGCUAUGUUUCUGACACACUACUCAUGCGCCAGCAGCAAAACGGAUUCAUCGAGCUGUUGAAGACGAUAGGUGAAUUGAGAUCCAGGAACCAGACCUUGGUCCGAAUCUUGAGGACGCUCAGUCCUGGACAGAGACACGAAGUCCUUGCACACAGAAGACGUUCUGUCAUUUUGCGCAGAAGGCAGAAAGUGGACUCCAAAGACGGACCGUGGUUGAAGAAAUGGUUUGAUAUCAUGUGUGAUGGUAUGGCCAUUGCAUUUGGGUCUUUACCAUCAUUAGCUCUGUACGUAGUCGGGGUCGGAAUCUGGAUUGUUCUCGGAAAGAUGCUAGCUUUUGACAAUACCUGGCAAUUGUACAUGAACACUGGAGUGGCGGUCGAGUUGACCUUGACGAGCAUCUUCUUGCAACAUGUCAGGCGCAGACACACACAGUGGCUUCGUGAGACAUUGCGCAACAUCGAGGAUGUGGAUUGCGAGUUGGAACAGCGAAUUAGGUCUAUCACUGGAGAUGCGACUCCGAACGAAGCUGUCAUUUUGGAACCACCUGCAAGGAGAUUUGUGGAGAGAGGGAUAGAUGGGUAUGCGCAUCUUGUGGGAUCGGGGCUCGGGGCAACGUUAUCUUUUGCUGUGUUUACUGUUUGGCUUGGAAUAGGCCACGUCCUUUCUUGGAAUGCCAAUUGGCUUCUCAUUAUCGGGAGUUGGACGGGUCUGGUUGGAUUUGUUGAUGCGUUUGUCCUACGAAAUGUUGGGUAUCGACAACACUGCAUUCUGGACGACCAAGUUCGGGCUCUUGAAGAGCAAGACUUUGCAUUGUAUUCGUUGCUUGGUUUGCCGGCACCAAAGGUGGACUGUUCUGAAAGCAUGAAGAUGGAGAAAAGGUUGAAUUAUCGGAUAAGCAACUGGUUUGUCGUCACCACAGCGAAGUGGUAUGUCCUGUUGGCAGCUUUAGGGGUUGUGGCUUUGGUUCUGGCAGUUGCAACGGCACUGAGAUGGUCUGAGACCGGCCAGUUAAUAGCCAACACGCCAACAAUGAUCAUUGAGGGAUUUCUUUUGUUGGUCCUCAUUCAGGCGCACAAUAUAGCAAUUGUGAAGAGAUGGUUCGAAUUCGGUGCAGUUUUAGAAAGACGC